AUGGUGAUCGCCAGGGACUUCGAAGCGUUCUAUAAGACAGCAAACUACCCCCUGGUGGAUCAAUGUGACAUGCCGCCAGAUAUGCGUGAGGAGGCGGUGGACAUAUGUGUGACAGCCAUCGAAAAGCAUCAGGCGGAUCUUGAGAAAGCAACUCAAGUCAUAAAGGAGUCCCUGGACAAGAAGUUUGGUGGGCCAUGGAACUGUGUCGCUGGCAAUUGUUUUUCCUUUGAAGUUACUUAUGAGUGCAAAACCUUCCUGCAUCUCUACAUUGGAGGAAAGAUGGGCGUCUUGACCUGGAAACUGUGA
Coccomyxa subellipsoidea C-169 is the source of this 306-nucleotide messenger RNA. RefSeq names its product dynein light chain, type 1. The record is from RefSeq and is a predicted model, not a curated record. Bases 1 to 306 code for a protein of 101 amino acids. The transcript has 3 exons. Gene Ontology annotation, biological process: microtubule-based process. Gene Ontology annotation, cellular component: dynein complex. Lineage: Eukaryota; Viridiplantae; Chlorophyta; Trebouxiophyceae; Coccomyxaceae. Gene Ontology annotation, molecular function: dynein light intermediate chain binding; dynein intermediate chain binding.